Messenger RNA from Linum tenue, 1254 nucleotides. The record is from the annotation of a GenBank genome assembly. NCBI's taxonomy places the organism in Eukaryota, Viridiplantae, Streptophyta, Magnoliopsida, Malpighiales, Linaceae.
AUCAUCAAAUAAGGAAACGCAGCGCACCAAUACCUCAGCCAAAAUCAAAUAGCUCGAUGGGAGAAGCCUCUCGCACCACCGCCUCGACGGCCGCCGUCGACGAGCAUCUUCUGAAGAGCUUCUUCGCCGAAGUUAGCGAAGUCGAAAGGGAUAACGAAGUCCUCAGGAUCCUUUCUUGCUUCAAGUUAAAUCCAUUUGAGCAUCUAAACUUAUCGUUUGAUUCAUCUCCGGAUGACGUGAAAAAGCAGUAUCGUAAGCUAUCUUUACUGGUUCAUCCUGACAAAUGCAAGCAUCCGAAGGCCCAAGAAGCUUUUGGUGCAUUGGCCAAAGCCCAAGAGCUAUUACUUGAUCAGCAGGAAAGAGACUAUGUUCUCACCCAGGUACAAGCAGCCAAAGACGAACUUCGAGCGAAGAGGAGAAAGCAGAUGAAGAAAGAUGCUGCCAGCAAAGCAAAGUCGUUAGUCGAUGAGGGGAAAUACGAACAAGAAUUUGAGAGGUCAGAUGAGUUCCAGCAGCAGCUAAAACUGAAAGUUCGGGAAAUAUUGACGGACCAGGAGUGGAGGCGGCGAAAAAUGCAGAUGAGGAUAUCAGAAGAAGAAGGGAGAGUGAAGAAAGACGAGGAAGAGCAAAGAGAGAUGUGGAAGAGGAAACGAGAGCAUGAGGAGCAAUGGGAAGGAACUAGAGAAAAAAGGGUUUGUCUUGUGUCGAGCUGGAGAGAUUUCAUGAAGACGGGGAAAAAGGGUAAGAAGGGAGAGAUUCGCCCACCAAAGCUGAAGACAGAGGAUCCCAACAAAUCGUAUGUUCAGAGACCGGUGAAGAAAGGCUGAGGCGUGCUGAACCUGCCGAGUGAGGAAUUGACGAUGGCUGUCCUCUGCUGCUCGGACGGUGAAGAAAUAUGUACUUGUGUGUCACUUAAGCUAUAGGAAGGCCAUCCAUUCCUUAACGAUUUGAGCAGGCACUUUCAUCUUUUCUUUUCCUUGCCCUUCCGCUAUGCUCAACAGAGGUCAAUUCAAAAGGAUACCAAGGUGUAGUAAUGUAAUGCACUAAUUGUCAGACGUAUGAAAAGGUUGUUUGUGAAGUUUAUAGCCAGACCUCAAUAUCAGAACCUCUUGAGCUAUGUAAGUAGGCUGUGAAAACUGACCCAAAGAGUGACAUGUAUACCUUGAACCCUCAAUGAGAGAACUAAUGGAAGUCUUUGCGCUUUUUGUUUUUUUCUGGUGCGUUACUGCAAAGUUAUGAUUUGAAGUCAGAACA